AGGCUUGCUUUCCCUUUCUCCGAUCCCUUUCCCUGCUGCGAGUGUGAGAUGGACUCGGGGUCCUAUCGUUCAUAUACCCAUUAACGACGAAGAAGACAUCAGCAGCGUGAUACUAGACAGGCGGAGGCUGAAGAGAUCGCGAGUGGAAAUCCAACCUUGCGGCGACAUGGAUGAUCCAGAGCUUGAAGCUAUUAGGCAACGAAGAAUGCAAGAGUUAAUGGCUAAACAUGGCUCUGGUAAUCAACAAAAUGGUGAGCAACAGAAUGCACAAGAGGAAGCAAAAAGGUUCACUGCAAGAUACUUGCAAAUUCUUUCUAUUUCAAUCUAGUUAUACCAAAUUUUACGAUUCAUCUAUUUGUAACUCAAAAUACAGGGAUGCAGAGGAACGUAGGCAGUUGAUGCUGAGCCAGAUAUUGUCAACUCAGGCGAGAGAGAGGCUUGCUCGGAUUGCUUUAGUGAAACCUGAUAAAGCAAGAGGGGUGGAGGAUGUUCUACUAAGAGCAGCUCAAAUGGGACAAGUAUCUGAGAAGGUAUCCGAAGAAAGGCUUAUUUCACUUCUGGAGCAGAUUAACAGCCAAACAAGUAAACAGACAAAAGUAACCAUUCAGAGGCGUCGAAGUGUGCUCGAAGACGAUGACUAGCCGGAUCGUCCACUGAGAUGGUUGUGAGAAUUCAGCAAUGUAGUGCAUAGUUCAGUUUGAAACUCCCCAAGACUAGCAGUUGCUGUUCUAGACGGGUUUAUUGGUGUGAAUCAAUCAUAUACUAUGAGAUUGAAACGUGCUUUUAUAACUUAUAUUAUUUGUUAGUGUGAUAUUUUCAAUUGGACGUCGUGGAAAA
This is a messenger RNA of Zingiber officinale, 837 nucleotides long. Its product is annotated as DNA-binding protein DDB_G0278111-like. The record is from RefSeq and is a predicted model, not a curated record. Lineage: Eukaryota; Viridiplantae; Streptophyta; Magnoliopsida; Zingiberales; Zingiberaceae. Gene Ontology annotation, molecular function: DNA binding. The transcript is spliced from 6 exons. The coding region runs from base 228 to 641 and encodes 137 amino acids. Gene Ontology annotation, cellular component: cytosol; nucleus.